Messenger RNA from Neomonachus schauinslandi (Hawaiian monk seal), 2570 nucleotides. RefSeq names its product transmembrane protein 140 (gene TMEM140). The transcript has 2 exons. NCBI's taxonomy places the organism in Eukaryota, Metazoa, Chordata, Mammalia, Carnivora, Phocidae. The coding region runs from base 651 to 1205 and encodes 184 amino acids. The record is from RefSeq and is a predicted model, not a curated record.
UCCUGCUCUUAUUUUGAAGGAAGAGACGUUCCAGCGGCCUAAACAUCCUGGUGGGACCCCGAAGAACACCAGGGUUUGGGUCCUGGGAAGCCCAGCCAUCCCACAAAGGCGGUUUGGGAAAAGGAAGGGGCAGACAGACGGUGGGACCGGGCCCGGGGCCUUAGACCGGAGGACGGGGAAGGUCCCUUGCGAAUAAAACCCUAGGUCGUGUUUACGCGGCGUCUAAACGCCAGGCCCUUUGCCGUGCGGGAUCCGGGUGUGCUGUCCAGACACUCACCUGGCUCUUGCCGUCCCUCGGCUCGCGGGCUCUAGUGUGGGGACAGGAUGCGGGCUGCUGAGCCGCCACGUUGUUUACACCCCUUUUUCCCGAAAAGUCACGGGCCACCGGCGAGUGAAGAAAUGAAAGUGAAAUCAGCUGCUGGGGCACCAGUCCGCAUCAGGGGCCCGGCCUUCAGACUACUGUUGACUUGGGCACGAGUGCCAACGCGACCAGGGCCGCCGCCCCGCGUCUGCCCGCUCGGCCCCGCUGCCCCCCGCUGCCCCCGGCCCCUCUCCGGAGCCCGCGCGGGACCCGCCUGCCUGCGAGGCUCGCCGCAGGGUCCGCCUCUUCUGCGGUACCCGGAAGGCGGCCGUGCCAAGGGCAGGGGAAGAUGACCAUGCCCAGCCCAAGGCAGGGCGCACAGCUGCGCUUCCUGGCCAUCAUGGCCGCCACGGCGGCAGCCAUCUCCCUGCUCUUCUAUGCUCUCCUCUGGAAGGCCGGCAACCUCACGGACCUGCCCAACCUCAGAGUCGGCUUCUACAACUUCUGCCUGUGGGACCAGGGCACCGGCUCCCUGCGGUGCCGCCAGUUCCCUGAGCUGGAGGCCCUGGGCGUGUCGCGGGUCGGCCUGGCCCUGGCCAGGCUUGGUGUGUAUGGGGCCCUGGUCUUGAUGCUCUUCGUCCCCCUGCCUCUCUUCCUGGCCUGGUGCAACAGCAGCAAGGGAGAGUGGCGGCUGGCGGUGGGCUUCCUCGCCACGUCCUCCGUGCUGCUGGCCAGUGGCCUGGGCCUCUUCCUCACCUACACGUGGAAGUGGGUCAGGCUCUCCCUGCUGGAGCCCGGGUUUCUAGCUCUGGGCACCGCGCAGGCCUUACUCGUCCUCUUGCUCAUGGCCACGAUCGUGUUCCCUCAGAGGGCGGAGGACAAGAGCAAGCUGGACAACUACUAGGUCUGUCAAAAGGUUAACGUGAUCGCCAGAGUUCAGUUUGAACUAUGCUCAGAGAAGGUGCCAGAAACUUGAGGGGCUGGUAUGUCUUCUCAGCCUGUUUGAUAGCGAAUGCCCAUCUCAAGCCCUAGGAGCCAGGCCCCGCCACGGAGAAGGUGGGGUACCUGGAGUCAAGAGGCCAGGAGGCAGCAAUGGCGGGACUUCCAAGGUUCCCAAGGGCACCCCCAGACCACGCAGCUCACCGUCCUGAGAACUCCUGCUUUCCUGCACUGAUCUGAGCAAGCCAUUCUCACUUCAUCCUCAGGCUCAUGGAGAGAGGACUCCUGUCACGAGGCCUGACUUCCAGGACGAUUUGCCAAAUGUCAAACUAGAACCCAGUUAAGGUUUAUGUCAACCAAUGGGGAACAUUAUGAGAGAGAGAGAGCUCGCCUCGGUGUCCCUUGGGGCUCCCGGUUAGCAAGCUGCCCCUCUCCGUGGUGGGUGCGAUGUGAUGAGCCCCCUUUCCCUAAUACCACUCCCAAAGGCCCAGGAGUGAUCCCUUGAGGGAUUCACUAGAGACCGAACCCGUGGGCACAAAGAGAAGCCUUGGUGGCUCUGAAGGCUCUCCUGGAAAGGCUCCUGGACCCGAGGCCAGACAAAGCAGGGGCAUCAGCGGCCAAAUCGUUCCUAGCACGGGCCCCGGGAGUUGGGAACAGAACACAACAAAUCCCCAGAGAGGUGAGGAAGGUGAACAGAACAGCUCCACGUAAAUACUGAUGCUGCAUCCCUUCACUUCACCCAGAACUGCAAAGGAGAAGAGCACAACCUCCGCCUUGCGGACCAGUUUGUAUUUCUGAGCACCUGCAUGUUGGAAAACCUGUGCAGCAAAUGCCCGCCUCAUUCCAUCUGUCCAAGGCCACCCUGAAUAGAGACAGAACUGGGGACUCUGGCAGGAUCUCGGCUGCAGAGUCUCCUGCGGGCUCCUGUCCCAGUCUUGCUUCCCAACUGCCCGGGGACUGAGGCUGAGCCGCCGAGUAGAAGGAGGGUGGCAGCGUGGGGGGCAGAGGCCUUCCAGUGCAGAUCCCUGUGGGCAGGACAUCUGCCUCCCGGGCUGCACGGGGGAUGGAAACAGGCUUCCUCCUUAGGGAGAGAUCCCGCUGACUGUCGGAAUUCCAGUGAACUUAGCGGCUAUACUCCUUCUUCUUUCAAAUUUAUUAAGUUGACUCUACGACGGUUCCAGUAAGUGUGACCCCCUUGUCCACCUUUCCCUGAACCUGGGAAGUGAAUAAAGCCAGACCCUCCGAGUGGAGGAGGCGCAGCGCAGAGAGAAAUUCUAUGGUUCCUCACUUCCACACACUCAACGCGACAGCUCCCAAGGCCCAAAGCCUC